GAUGACUUGAGGAGCAGAAGGAGUGUAACCGGCUGCAGGGACGGAGCAGGAAGAGAGGAACAGAAAGCAGGAUCAAACACGACAGAGAACAAGAAGAAGACAAAAAUAGAGAGGAGGAUCCGAACCCAGCCAGGUGUGUUCAGGCCACGCCCCUUCAGGUAAACACUCAGGAGUGUUCCUGAACAGAAGGAUGGAUGGAAGCCGCUCGGCAGGAACCCACGCUGAUGAGGACACGCUUGAACCUGCUGAUUGGAUCUCAGCUUCAGAGGAGAACGACCGGCAGAGAGAAGAGUCAGUCAGUCAGCCCAAGUCCCAGGAUCAACAAAGUCCUGCAGAGACCAACAAGAGCCUUAAAGAGACCAAACAGAGUCAAGAAGAGACACAACAGAGUCCAGAGGAGACCCACCAGAGUCCUGCAGAGACUCACCAAAGUUCAGAGGAGACCCACCAGAGUCCUGCAGAGACUCACCAAAGUUCAGAGGAGACCACCCAGAGAUCUGCAGAGAAACAUCAGAGUCCUACAGCGAAAAACAAGAGCUCUGCAGAAACCAACCAGAGUCCUUCAAAGAAACACCAGAGUCCACAUAAUCCUGCGGAUAAACACCUCAGUUCUCCAACCAAACCAGAUAAACCAAAACCAAGUCUUCGUCCUAAAAAGCAACAAAAACUGAGAGAUUCUCCUCCAACAGAAAAACAGAAAACAAAAGAUUCUCCUUCUUUAAAAGAUCAACCAGAACCAGAUCAGACCUCAACUAAACAAGACCCCCUAAAACCAAGUUCUGUUUGUACAGACCAAAAGAAACCAGGAGAUUUCUUCUGCCCAAAACAUGAACAAAAACCAGAUGAUGCUCAGAAACACCAAAACCAGGAGGAUCUGUGUCCUAAACAGCAGAGACCUGGGGAGGACCCUCCUCCUCCUCACCUGAACACCCAGCAGGCUCCUCCUCCUCUCCUGCACACCCAGCAGGCUCCUCUUCCUCCUCUCCUGCACACCCAGCAGGCUCCUCCUCCUUCUCCUCAGGUUCUCACAUCGAUGACUCAUCCGAACGAAGACUCCACCCUGGCUCCGCCUCUCACGACAGAGGUGCUCUGUGAGCAGGAGCAGGGGCAGCCCCGCCCUCUGGUCUCUUUCCCAGGUGAACCCAAACUGUGUGGCUUCCUGCAGAAGCAGGGGGGGCCCCUGAGGGCCUGGAAGCAGCGCUGGUUCACCUACGAGGAUAAAAGGAACCAGCUGUUCUACUACCGCACACCACAGGACGUGACGCCGCUCGGCCGGAUAGAGCUCUGCAGCGCCACCUUCACCUACCCGCUGAAGGCUGAGAAGGGGACCUUCCAUAUCAAGACACCUGAACGCACCUUCAUACUCAAGGCUGUGACCCAGGAGCUGAUGCUUUACUGGCUGCAGCAGCUGCAGCUGAAACGCUGGCAGCACAGACAGAUGUCCACCUGUCCAGACCUGACAAACAACAACAACAACAACACUCCAGAGGACUUCCUGCCGGCGUUAAAGAGCCCUCUGGGUCUGGUGGGGGAGGGGGCGGCCAACGUACCGUCACAACGGACGCCGCUCACCAACGUGUCGCUCAAACAUCCGCUCAUCGAGAUCCAAAACUCGGUCCACAGUCUGCGUAAGAGGUCGUCUCAGGAGUGGAGUCAGAGUGUGUUUCAUGUAGACGCUCCACCAUGGACUCCACCCAACGCCACAGACACCAACAACACUACAGCUCCUUCAGCUCCCAUGACUCCCAUUGAGCCCCCGACCCCACCCCCCCUCCUGUCAUUGACUGAGCCGACAGGUCAGGUGUCCCCAGCUGAGGGCAGGGAGUCUCCUUCGCUGUUCGACAGACGGAACAGGAAGGCGAAGAAUCGCAGGUCGUCCACCAUGACGUUGUCCCGCACAGAGACGCUGCAGCAGGAGAAACAGAUGCUGAUGGAGGAAGUCAAAGCUCAGAAGGAGCUGGUGUGGAUCCUCCACAAAGCCUUGGAGGCGUCUCAGCUGGAGAAACGAACCUGUGCAGAGUUUCUGGCGGAGAAAGGAGAGCAGGAGCGUCUGGAACUGCUGCGACACCGCGAGCGGCAGGCGGCCGACCUGCGAGGGCGGCUGGAGGAGGCGAAGACGGAGGCAGAGGCCACAAGGAGGAGUCUGGCUCAGAGAGACGCACAGCUGGCCGAGCUGCAGGAGAACAUUGGGAUGCUGAAGGAGAAGAACAAUGCCAAGCAGGAGGUGAUCAUUAAGCUGUCGGAUCAGGUGACUUCCUGUAUGUCGUCAGGUGGUGGCUCAGACUCUCAGACCUUCAGACAGCUUCAGCAGGACGUUGAGAACCUGAAGGACGACAUCGAGGCGUAUAAGACUCAGAACAAGUUCCUGAACUCGGAGAUCUACCAGCUGACCAAACUGUGGAGGACCAGUUCAGAGCAGGAGAAGAGUCUGAUGGUGAAGUGUGCUUACCUGGAGGCCAGUAACUGUCAAGUGGAGAGCCGGUACCUGAACGUUCUGCGGCAGCUGCAUGAGACCAAAUCUCUGGAUCCGGUCCAGCGGGGGGCCGUCCAGAAGAUGAUCGAGGACGCUCUGAAAGGAGAGCUGAAGAGUGUCCUCAAGCUCAAUGUGGCCAGAGACCACGAUGAGUACGGCUUUAAGAUCAUCCCAGACUACGAGGUGGAGGACAUGAAGCUGCUGGCAAAGAUCCAGGCUCUGGAGAUCCGCUCACACAACCUGCUGCAUCAGGAGGCAGGAGAGCGCCCCCUGUUGAGUCGCUGGGCUCAGUACCUCGCCGGCAGGUCAGAUGAUGACCUCUGUCCCUCACCUGAGCUCAAAUGUCUGCUCCGAGCCGGCGUCCCGAAGGAGUACCGACAGCAGGUGUGGCGCUGGGUGGUCAGAACCAGAACCAGGACCAUCAGAGAGCGACACCCACAGCGCUACCAGCAGCUGUGUGAGAAGAGUCGGACGUCUCCUCAUUCAGCCUCCAGACAGAUCCAGCUGGACCUUCACCGCACCCUCACAACCAAUCAGCACUUCUCCUCACCCUCUAGCCCCGCCCUCCAGCAGCUCCGCCGCGUCCUAUUGGCCUUCUCCUGGCAGAACCCUGCUAUUGGCUACUGCCAGGGACUCAACAGGGUGGCAGCUAUCGCUCUGCUGGUUCUUCAGAGUGAAGAAGAAGCCUUCUGGUGUCUGGUGGCCGUGGUGGAAGCCAUCAUGCCUCAGGACUACUACACCAAGAACCUGGUGGCCUCUCAGGCGGACCAGCGGGUGCUGAAGGACUUCCUGUCGGAAAAACUUCCCAGACUGGCGGCUCAUUUUGAGGAUUACGGCAUCGACGUGUCUCUGAUCACCUUUAACUGGUUCAUGGUGAUUUUUGUGGAGAGUCUGCCGAGUGACAUCCUGCUGCCACUGUGGGACGCCUUCCUGUAUGAGGGCACCAAGGUGAUUUUCAGGUACGCUCUGGCUCUAUUUAAAUACAAAGAGGACGACAUCCUGAAGAUCCACGACAGCGUGGAGAUGUACCAGUACCUGCGUUUCUUCACCAAGACCAUCUCUGACGGCAGGAAGCUGAUCAGCGUCGCCUUCAACGACAUGAACCCGUUCCCCGGCCGCCUGCUGAGGAACCGGCGAGCGAUUCACCGGGAGCGCCUGCAGGCGGAGCUGCGAGAGCUGGAGGAGCAGCAGAAGGAGUUUGUCACGGAGAGUGCCGAACGUAAAGACAAAGAGCUCGACACCAUGGUCAGCGAGGAUGACGAGGAACUCUGAUCUCACUCACAGAUUUAUUUUGACGACAAUCAGUCGACACACAGCUGCUUCUACGUUAGCUACCUGAAACUGCUGCUGCAGCUGAACACAAGUCUGAUUGUAAAGUUAACAGUUUAGCUCAUGGAUAGUUGUUAGCUAACACAAAACAUGAAUGAACUACAAGCGCUUCUGCCCAUAUAGAUCAGCACUACUACUGUAAACCCACACAAAAACUGACCCAGAUUCACUGCUAACUGACACUUACACUGCUAACUGACGUAGUUACAAUGCUAAUUGACAGUUACACUGCUAACUGACAUUUACACUGCUAACUGACGUAGUUACAAUGCUAACUGACAGUUACACUGCUAACUGAUGUAGUUACAAUGCUAACUGACAGUUACACUGCUAACUGACGUGGUUACACUGCUAACUGACAGUUGCAAUGCUAACUGACGUAGUUACAAUGCUAACUGAUGUGGUUACAGUGCUAACUGACAUAGUUACAAUGCUAACUGACAGUUAGACUGCUAACUUAUGUAGUUAGAACACUAACGGACAUAGGUACACUGCUAAGUGUUGUAAUUACACUUUGCAUAUUGCAGAAGUUUCACUACUGACACAGUUAGACUGCUAACGUAUGUAGUUACUCUGCUAAGUGUUGUAACUUUUCUUAUUGACGUAGUGACACUACUGACACAAUUACACAGCUAGCUGACAUAGUUACACUGCUAACUGACAUAGUUACACUGCUAAUUGACAUAGUUACACAGCUAGCUGACAUAGUUACACUGCUAACUGACAUAGUUACACUGCUAAGUGCAGCUGUUCAAGUCUUCAGUCUCUUUGAAAUAUAAAAUCUGUUUUUAUCACACGAUGAACAAAUAAACAUAGGACAACAUUUUAUUGUUAAUAAGAUUCAGGGUUCGGUUAUAAAGCCUCAGAUAAUCAUGUUCACGUCUCUCCCAGAGAGAAUUAGUGUCAUCGUUCAGUCUGAUACCACCGUAAGCUCCAUGCUAAUGUUUUAUUUUAUUUUGUCUCAUCUGACUUUUUGUUGGUGAUAAACUGUGAUUUAUUGUUCAGCUCAUUAAUUGUUAAUGAGCUGACAGUGUUCUUAGGUGGCAGUCACAGUUAUAAAGUGCCAAGUGAGAAAAUAACGCUAAUGCUAACAGAAGCUAACCUGCUUUGUUUUUGUAUUAUAAGAAGCCAAAUAAAAAUAACAGGUUGACUCAAUAACUUUCCAAUAAGUCUGACGGUAAUAACUGUCAUGAAAAACUGUAGCUGUGUUAUAAAGUAAAGUAUUGUGAUGUGAACAGUCUUAGCUUCACACCUGCUGCUAACACUGGUUGCUAAUGUUUGUUUGUAUGUUUGUGAACCACUGGUUCAUUUUGUCUUCUUGUCAUUCAAAUCUUAUUUUUUAUUUUAUUUUAUUGUGGGUUUGUAAAAAUAUUCAGUAAAUUAAAGUGUUGGAUUUGAUUUUCCUGAUGACAUCACGCUCACGUCAUAACGUGCUCGACUGCUGAAAUUACAAACACAUACUUGUGGA
This is a messenger RNA of Epinephelus lanceolatus (giant grouper), 5270 nucleotides long. RefSeq names its product TBC1 domain family, member 2 (gene tbc1d2). Gene Ontology annotation, molecular function: GTPase activator activity; small GTPase binding. Lineage: Eukaryota; Metazoa; Chordata; Actinopteri; Perciformes; Serranidae. Gene Ontology annotation, biological process: regulation of GTPase activity. The record is from RefSeq and is a predicted model, not a curated record.